Molecule: messenger RNA, 5286 nt
Organism: Oncorhynchus nerka (sockeye salmon)
Lineage: Eukaryota; Metazoa; Chordata; Actinopteri; Salmoniformes; Salmonidae
Product: ceramide synthase 1-like
Exons: 7
Coding region: 983-2113 (376 amino acids)
Biological process (GO): ceramide biosynthetic process
Cellular component (GO): membrane
Molecular function (GO): sphingosine N-acyltransferase activity
Source: RefSeq, a predicted model, not a curated record
CCCGCUAGUCGCGCCGGUAAAAACGUUUACUAUACUUGUAUUAUUAUAACCGGAUAGGUUUCAAGUGAGUGCCAUAUGGAAUUAUGUUCUACAUUGAUUCCCAUUAAAACAGCGCGCAUUUCUCUGUCACUUGUCAAGAGAGCGCAGACACAGCCAGGACACGACGUUGAUCACCAGCAGUGGCACAGCACAGGAAACCGAACAUUGAGGAUAUAUAUUCUAGAUUUUUGUCGGCGUUAAUUAAAAAAACAGUAUUAGAAAGGUUUAAAUUCCACUGGUUUGGUGUCUGGUAGGACUAGGUUAUUCUAGUUGAUGAAAUGACGGUGAGAUGUUUUAUAUAAAACGAAUAACGGAGAUGAGAUGAUACAGAAUAUAACGUUAGGUUCACUAGAAUCACAUGUGAUACUUCGACUGUACCGAUCAUUAUGGCACAUUAGGCAGCCAGAUAACAUUUACUGGAUUUUUUAAAUUGUAAUUUAAAUGUGAUUUUACAGCUACCUCUAAUCUCAGAAAGAUUCAGCUAGCUAGUUUGGUAGAUGUUGUAAAUGCUGGUAUAUCCAGUAGUGUGCAUUUAAUUUAGCUAACCGUAGACGGCUGACAAGCUAGCUAAAAUGAUGAGGUAGUAUGCGUAGAAUAAUGCCCAACAUUCUGAACAAUGUUUACUGGAUCAUAUAAUAUAUGUAAUAUUACAAUAUAGAUAGCUAAUUACGUUGGCUAUUAAAUAAAUCGACCCGGCUAUUACCCUUGGUUUUUGUGGGCCUAUAUUCCAAUCUGACAUAAAUUGUCACCUAUGCGAAAUGGGCCCACAUUUUAAAUGAGAAAACAAAGAAUUAGGCAGGCUACUUGAGAGAUUAAGCUGAUUACAGUUUUCCGCGUUUUGGGGAUAGCUGCUGGCUAGCUAGUUUGGAAGUGUAGGAGCUUGCCGCUCUGUGUUCCUAAAUCAGGGUCAGUUUUCUAAAUCGACGUUUUCAGUGCCGCCACAAUGGACAGUCAUACCGGGGACGACAUGAGUGUCGUGGAGGUGGAACCCAUGCCUGGCUAUGCGGAUCUCAUAACGAGAGCAUCAACAGUGAUGCCCAGUGCCUUGAGAGGCUGUAGCACUUGCGGUCUAGAGCUCUCCAAAAGCACGCUCCUGGAUAACGCUUAUAUUACCUGGACCGAAAUCGGCCUUUUCUUCAUCUGCGCGGUUAUGUGGACGCAGAUACGACGGGGACUAACAGAAUGUCUGUUCCAGCCGUUUGCACAAUGGUGUAGUCUCCAGCCCAAAGAUUCUGCCAAGAUGCCAGAGAGCUCGUGGAAGCUGGUCUUCUACACCAUGUCCUGGUCGUACAGCACCUACCUGCUCUUCUUCACCAACUACACCUUCUUCCAUGACCCGCCCUCCGUAUUCUAUGAAUGGAAGCGUGGCAUGACAGUGCCCACGGACAUCGCCAUCGCCUACCUGAUCCAGGGCAGCUUCUACGGACACUCCAUCUAUGCCACGGUCUACAUGGAUGCCUGGAGGAAGGAUUCUACCGUCAUGGUGGUGCACCACGUCAUCACCCUGGCCCUCAUCACCUUCUCUUACGCUUUCAGAUUCCACAACAUUGGGUUGCUGGUGUUGUUCCUCCACGACAUCAAUGACAUCCAGCUGGAGUUCACCAAGCUCAAUGUAUACUUCAAGACCCGUGGAGGGGGCUACUACCUCAUCAACGACAUCCUGUCCAACAUGGGCUCUGUCAGCUUCAGCAUCACCUGGUUUUGGUUUCGUCUCUACUGGUUCCCUCUGAAGGUUCUGUACGCCACCUGUGUGUCCAGCCUCCAGUCCGUCCCAAACAUACCCUUCUACUUCUUCUUCAACUCACUCCUCUUGACAUUCCUCUGCAUGAAUAUCUACUGGUUUUUGUAUAUAGUGGCAUUUGUGGCGAAAGUCCUGACGGGGCAGAUGAAGGAUGUAAAAGACCUCAGGGAGUACGAGGGUGAGGAGGGAGCCCAGAGGGCCGCAACCCUGCUUAAGGCCCAGCAGCAGAGUAAAGAUGCAGGACAUCUCAACAAUUCUGCUGAAACUCAACUCAACAACUCUACUGAAGGGAAGCACUUGCAGAACGGGAUCACCAAGGAGAAGCAUCUAUAAUUGCCUCUCUACCUCUAUCUCCUGGCACUUAACUCUGAAUGCAAGUAACCUACAUUUAGGUCUAAGUGAAUCACAAAAAGGUUAAAAAAAACAUCAAAUUAGAAAAGUGAUAAUUUUUCAUUCUGUUUUGUCAUUGUUUUAUUAUAUCACUGUGAAUGUUAUUUCAGGUGACCUUUGUCUUAUUAACAUUAAAUUUGAAGAAAAAGAAAGGUGAGUUAUGUGAAUGUCCUCUCGUGUAUUCUACAGGGGCAUUUAGCAGUUGUGUCAACUCUUAACAAACAUAAGACAAGGUUGAGCUAUUGAUUUUUAAACGUCUAGACCUAUAAAAAAAAAUAACAUGCAUACGUUGGAGGACAGGGCUCUAUUCAGUCUGUCACUGAAGCGUUACAGAUUGCGAUAUAAAGAUGUAAAGGUCAUUUUUAAUUGAGCCUACAUGCAGAGUUUACCGUGAAUGCACUCUGCUAACGCGGAAACGUUGCCUUUAAAUUUAAUCACAAUGUAAUGCUGAACUUCCGCAAUACGGAUAGAUUAGGGCCCUAAAGCACUCACACAGUCACCAUGGCAAAGGUCCUCUCUAGUAUAGUUGAAAAUAAAAGAGAGCCGCACACUCUAGGAGCUCAGAUGCAAAAAUGUAAUUACCAACGUUUCGACAGCCAAGCUGUCUUCAUCGGGGUAUAAUUUCAAGUUUUCUACUCCGCUAGCCAGCACCUCGUCUUAAUAGGUGUGCGUUUCUUUUUCUUCUAGACCUUUCUAGUAUAGUGUCAGGUAAGACCCAAGUGCAGACUGUGUAGAAGUAACAAUGUUUAGUGUAACGGGCAUGCAAACGACAGGUCAAGGCAGGCAGGGGUUGAUAAUCCAGAGUAGUGGGGCCAAGGUACAGGACGGCAGGCAGGCUCAGACAGAAGGUCGUUAAUCCAGAGUAGGGGCAAAGGUAUAGGACAGGAGGCAGGCAGACUGGUCAGGCAGUUAGGCUCGGAGUCAGGACAGUCAGGGAUCAAAACCAGGAGAGCGAGAAAAGAGAGACUGGAAACAGCAGGAGCUGAGCCCCAAACCACUGGUAGGCUUGCUCAAAUAAGACAAACUGGCAAAGACAGACAGAAAACACAAGUGUAAAUACCCAGGGGAUAAGUGGGAAAGAUGGGUGACACCUGUAGGGGGGUGGCAACAAGCACAAGGACAGGUGAAACAGAUCAGUGUGUGACAUGGAGAGAACUGGAUCUCCGUUUUUAAAGAUCCUUCCUCUAAAAGCUUUUUAAAGUUUAUACCCCCUAUUAUUUCAGGAGUGAAGGCUAAAAUACUAAAGGGAACUAUUGCAUCAUGUCACCAUUGUGGGUGAGAGGUUGCAUGUAAGGGGCUGGUUUUGUUUUCCAAACAUGUAUUCAUUUUCUUAUCAUUGCACAGGUCGAUAGUGACCACAUAUACAUUUCCUCAGCCUGACCUGCAAUAUUUGAAGAGCCACUUCGGUGUAGUAUUGAUGUCUUUUAAAUGUGAAUUGUGAACCAAUUUUUUUUUUUUUUUUUUUUUUUUUUUUGCUGUCAUUUGAUAGGCAUUAGAAAUAUUGCUUGCAUUCCUGUAUGGAAAAUGCAUUGUCACAUUUUCUGUUUUUUUAGCUUCUGUUGUCGCACUGAAAUGAAGGCAUUCAAGCCGAUAGCUGGUUAAUGACAGCUGAUGUAGCUGAACUUGAUUGACUGGGUUUAGUAUCAUCCUUAUGAUUUUGGUAAAGAUAUGGAUUUGAAUAAUAAUCAAUAUGGUGGUGGUUGUCAGGUUCACAGAAAAAUUUAAGCAAAUGGCCUUUACUUGUGUAAAAGAAGAUACAAAUCAAAUGUGAAAAACAUAUGCACAUAUGGUAUUCAGGAAUGCAUGACAUUGCAAUGGUUUUGGAAUAUGCCAUGAAGUCAUAAGCAAAAACCACAAAUUAAGAAAACUACAAACUAUGUAAUCUUAACCUUUAUCAAUGUGCAGAACUGACCUGAAAAAAGUGAAGUAAUUAGAGCCGAGCGUCACACACUCCAAAUGGUUCUGUCCUUACAUUUGAAUGUGCCACUGGUUGUGUGUGCAUGUGUUCCGCAACUCUCCAGUUUUUCUCUUUGCUGUGCCUGUGACAUAAGGGGUGCUGUCCUUUUCGAUCAAAUUCAACAGUAUGCUUGUGCUGGAACAGGCCACAGAUGUCGGCAGGUAGAAGUGUCCGUUAGUUGUGGAUGUGUCUUCCAGUCCCCAGCACUAGCUACCACUAGUGCCAGUGCCUGGGAUUACCUAGAUUUUGAUAUUACAUGCAAUUAUUUUUUAUAUUAUUUAAUUGCUGCUGUUUCUGAAAACACUGUAAUCCAGUCGUGUCCCUUUUCCUGUGUAUGCGUCGGUUAAUGGUUUGUGCCCAGCCAUCUACCAUGGUACUGUCCCCAAAUGUGUGCGCACUUUCCCUCCAUCUCUGUCCAGCUCUCUCCUGGUCUGUCUGUCCUCUCCACCACAGACAACCAGAUUGGCUUUGUGAGGUGAAACUACUCACAGCAAAUUCCCUCUGUUCAAGAAACCGUAUACUCCCCUUUCCCCCCCAAAGAAAAUACAUUUGUGUCAGAAAGACUAAGGUUAUAGAGUAGUAAUCACUUUUGUAAGUUUUAUUUUGAGGCAGAUCUGGUAGUUUUUUGUGACAAGCAUUAAAUAUAUAGAAGCCCAUCCACAGUUCAGAAUGAAAAUGUGGAAGAAUAAUGAUUCUAUGCAUUGCAUUAAUGCUUUAAGAAUGUGCCAAAAAUGUUGAUCUUUAUCACAAGAAGUUCUGAGAGGCCUGGCCUGGACCUGGGUGGCUAGAAAGAGCUGUUAUAAUGGAUAUGAAGAGGGUAUGCCUCACAGGUGUUUCUUACAAAUUGCACUGUCAUUUAUUGCUGUUUUUUUUAAUCAUCAGAAAAUAGGAAUGCAGGUAGAUUUGGGAUUUUUUACAAAUUUCUGGACUUUAAGAAUCAAAUGAGGUAUGAAGUGAAAUAGUUAAUUGGUUUUAGGUAAAUAUUUAUUUGACCACUGACACACUGCAAGGUCUCUACCAUCAGCCCCAAGUUUCAAUUUGACCACUUUGGUAUGACAGGUACUGACUUGUAAUAAAACAAUGUUAAUAAUUCCAUUCAACCAGUGUUAUUGUAUCAUGUUUUCCCAUAAAAUAAAAUGUGUUCAUUUAAAAAAAAGAA